CUCUACCAAAGAAGAAAGAAACUGCUCAAAAAGAUUAUAUAUCAUAUCAUAUAUAUAUAUAUAAUAUAUAUAGAUAUAUAGAUAUAGAGAGAGAUAAGGCAUCUGGGUUUUCAUUUUUUUUGCUUGGAACCAGUAGAGAGAGAAAGAGAGACAAUGGGGUAAAAGUUUCAGUUGGGAAGGUCUUCCAUCAAACCCGCAUUUUCAUUUUCUUUGUUGGUGUGUUCUUAUCUUGCUGUUGUUGUCUUAUUCAGAAGAAGAAGAAAAAGGUAGGAUUUUUGUUGCUUGGAUCGUUCAUAAUAUAUAAGCUAUGGCGAUGACGCCGCCAUUGACUUCCACCGAUUCUCGGCGUUCCUACUCUUGGUGGUGGGACAGUCAUAUCAGCCCUAAAAACUCUAAAUGGCUUCAAGAAAAUCUCACCGAUAUGGAUUCGAAGAUCAAAGCAAUGAUCAAGUUAAUAGAAGAAGACGCAGAUUCCUUCGCUAGAAGAGCAGAAAUGUACUACAAGAAACGCCCCGAGUUAAUGAAACUAGUUGAGGAAUUCUACAGAGCAUAUCGCGCCUUAGCUGAGCGAUAUGAUCACGCCUCGGGUGAGCUUCGUCAAGCUCACAAAACAAUCGCGCAAGCACUUGAUCAGGAUCAAGUCUCCAUUGUCUUUUCCGAGGAUUAUUCCCCUUGUAGACCCUCUCCUGAUCCAAGCACAAACACAAACAUGAACACGCCCAAAACUCCACGAACUUACCACACCUCGUUCGAUUUCCACUCGGGGAUGAAAGCGUUGAAUGAUUUCAUGGAAGGAAUGCAGAUAGAAGAAGAGAAUCCAGAAAUUGCAACUGAUGUUGAGAAUAUAAAGAAGGCCCUUUCCCAGAAAGAAUCUGUUUUGGUUAAGUAUCAGAAUGCUAUGAAAGAGUUAUCUGAUUUGGAGGAAGAACUCAGUCUUGCUAAGAAGAAUUCAGUUUGCCUUGAAGAAUCGGCUGAGAAAGCUGAAACAGAAGCCCGGGAACUCAAGGAAGAACUGGCGAAGUUAGGAGCCGAAAGAGAUUCUGGAAUUGUUAAGAUUAUCAAUCUAGAGUCUUUACUAAGCCAAGCCAAAGAAAGGGAGUUUAUCGAAAAAGAACUCGAGAAAGAAAGAGAUGAAAGUAUUCUCAACCAUAAACAAUGUCUCUUGAAGAUAGCCGAUUUGGAAUUAAGGCUUUCAAUCUCUGUAGAACAAUCAGCUAGUCUGAAGGAGAGUGCCAACAGAUCUGAGAAUCAAGUCAUGAACUUGGAAAAAUCUCUUGCAGAAUUGAAACAAGAGAAAGAUAAUGCUUCCCUUCAAUAUACAAACUGCUUGGACAAGAUCGCGAUGCUGGAAGAAGAUAAACGGAAGCUCGAUGGCGCUGUUGAGCGAAAUGUUCAUCUGGAAAUGCUGAACGAGUCUCUUCAGCUCGAGGCUGAUGAUCUGAUGAAGAAGAUCUCGAAGAAGGAUCAAGAGCUCUGCGAGAAACAGGAGGGUUUGGAGAAACUUCAGGAUUGUUUAAGGGAUGAACGUCAUCGUUUCGUGCAAGUGGAAACCGCUCUGGAGAGUUUGAAAAACCUGCAUUCUCGAUCACAGGAUGAACAGAAGGCUUUGACUAUGGAUCUAAAGAAAGGUCUGAAAAUGAUGAAGGAUGAACAAGUAGAGAUUCUUCGAUUGAGAGAGAUGAAGGAGAAGCUCGAAGGUGAACUUGCAUUACAAAUCAACCAAACCGGGGCUCUACAGGACGAGAUUACAAAUUUGAAAGACGAAAUCCUUCGAAUGAAUCGUAAAUACAGCGAUGUAUCGGAGCAGUUGAAGUCAGCCGGAGUAGCUGUCAAGCUUCUACAGGAAGAGAACUCUAGGUUACAGAGGAUUCAAGUGGAGGACAUGGUUCAGAAAUGCGAUUUGCUAAAGAAAGUGGAAGAGACGGAGAAGGUUCUGGAUGAGAAAACCUCGCUAGCAGCAGAGAAAGCAUCCCUUAUAUCUCAAAUGCAGAUAAUUACAGAGAAUAUGCAGAAGCUUUUCAAGGAGAACAUUCUUCUCGAGAAUUCGCUCUCGGUUGCUAAUCUCGAGCUUUUCAAGCUACGUGCGAAAUCGAACGGUUUGCAAGAGCUGAACGAGUUUCUAAGCAAUGAGAAAUCGAAUCUCUUAACCGAAAGAGGCGAGCUCGUGGAGCAGUUGGCGACUGUCGAGAGGAAACUGGAGAAUUUUGAGACGAGAUUUACUGAUUUGGAGAAUUUGAAGGAAGAACGUUCGACAGGGACACGUUUGGCGAGCCUGGAGAGCAAUAUCGAGAAUCUUCGCGACGAGAGUCGACGGGCGAAGAAAGAUUUCGAGGAAGAACUCGGCCGUGCUGUGAAUGCUCAGCUUGAGAUCUUUGUUUUGCAGAAAUUUGUAAAGGAUAUGGAGCAGAAGAACUACUCGUUAAUCCUCGAGUGCCAGAAGCAUACAGAGGCUUCGAGAUUGGCUGAGACACUGAUCAAUGAAUUGGAAAGCGAGAAUCUGGAGCAGCAGGUUGAAGGAGAGAUUCUGCUUGACGAAAUUGGGAAACUUAGGCUUGGUAUAUUCAAGGUUUUCCGGGCAUUGGAUGUCGAACAUGAACUAGAGAAAGAAGAAGAUGAUAAUAAUAACAAGGUUGGAAACAUGCAGUUCUCGUUUCUUCAUGUUUUAGGGAGGAUAAAGGACUUGAAAAGCUCUCUGGCGAAUCACGAGGAACAAACGCAUCAUCUAUCUGUGGAGAAUUCAGUUCUUACGACUUUACUCAAGCAAGUGAAACUGGAUGGAAGGGAAAAGGUUGAGCAGGAGAAGGAGACCCUAAAUCGGGAGAUUAUGGCGAUGAAGAACGAAUUGAAGAAGAAAGAGACGGAAAUCUUGUUUCUAAAAGAAGAGUUAUCAACUAGGAAUAAAGUAGAAGAAGAACAAGAAGAAGAGGAGAAUUGGAGUUCUGAGCUGAAGGAGAUGAGCAAUGAGUUUGAGAUGUGGGAAGCAGAGGCUGCAACUUUCUAUUUCGAUCUCCAGCUUUCGAAUGUACGUGAAGUUCUUUAUGAGAGUAAGGUCCACGAACUCUCUGAAACCUGUCAGGCUCUCGAGAGUGAAAGCGCUUCCAAAGCAGUUGAGAUUCAUCGCAUGAAGGAGAGAGUCGGUUUAAUGGAAAACGAGAUUGGAGGCCUCAAAGCUCAAUUAUCAGCUUUUGUUGACAAGGAUUUGCAGGAUGAUGCUAAUUUCGAAGAAGAAGACGAAUUAGAUGUGUCUCAGUUGCAGAGAUUACAGUUCAGGGUAGAGGCAGUUGAGAAGGCGGUUAUAUUGCAAAAGGAUGAAGAAAGGACAAAACCGGAAAUACUAGAAGAAGAAUCAUCAACAAGAAAUGGCAAUUUGACAAAAGACAUUCCUCUUGAUCAGGUAUCAAACGCCUCAAAUUCAUUACGCAGAAGAACAAAUACGAAAGGGAAUUCAAGAACAGACGAUCAGAUGCUCGAAUUAUGGGAAGCUACAGCAGAAGACCGCACCUUCAAACACAUUCCUCAACACAUUCCUCAGAAGAACGCUAUAAACCCUAAACCACAGUUCGACAGCAGUAAGAUUUCAGAGACAUUAACUAAGGAUUCUGAGAAACUGACUAAACUCAAGACCACAAUGAUGGAGUUGAAAAAUAAGUUGGCAGAGGAGGAGAAAUGCAGGAAGAAGAAUAAGAAGAAGGAUUCAUUCGAUUUCGAAACAGUGAAGGAACAGUUGCAGGAAGUUGAUGAAGCAAUAGUUCAGUUUACACAUUUGAAUGGUCAGAUGAAGAGAAAUCUGGAAGAGAAUGCACACGAGAACGAGGGAGAGAAAGGGUUAAGGGUGUAUCAGCUUGUAAGGAAGGGUUCAGAGAGUGUUGCGCGGUUGGAGCUAGAAGUUCAGAAAAUCCAGUAUAUUUUUCUGAAGAACGAAGAAGAUGAGAAGAAGAUAAGCAAAGGAGGAAGCAUAAGGUUUUCAAGGAACAAAACAAACUUAAUUUUGAAGAGUCUUCUCAUACACACCAGCGGCAGCCCUAAGCAGAAGAAGAAACGCGGUUUAUGCGGUUGCUUUAAUCCUUCAACUCCAACUACUGCAGGCAGGAUCAGCAUGUGAUUUGUGAAGACUACACUCGGAUUGUAAAAAUUAGGUCUAACCUAACCUUCUUAAGCUGAUUGAGUUGCGUCUUCAAUUGUUUCUAUUACUCUUUUAGUAUUUAAUUGCAUGUUAUCCAUACUUUUAUUAGAUGAUCAAGAAUAAAUACCUUUAUCUC
Impatiens glandulifera is the source of this 4259-nucleotide messenger RNA. RefSeq names its product protein NETWORKED 1A-like. The transcript has 4 exons. The record is from RefSeq and is a predicted model, not a curated record. Gene Ontology annotation, cellular component: plasma membrane. Gene Ontology annotation, molecular function: actin filament binding. NCBI's taxonomy places the organism in Eukaryota, Viridiplantae, Streptophyta, Magnoliopsida, Ericales, Balsaminaceae. Bases 308 to 4102 code for a protein of 1264 amino acids.